Molecule: messenger RNA, 735 nt
Organism: Henningerozyma blattae CBS 6284
Lineage: Eukaryota; Fungi; Ascomycota; Saccharomycetes; Saccharomycetales; Saccharomycetaceae
Product: bifunctional 4-hydroxy-4-methyl-2-oxoglutarate aldolase/oxaloacetate decarboxylase
Exons: 1
Coding region: 1-735 (244 amino acids)
Source: RefSeq, a predicted model, not a curated record
AUGGAUAAAUUAAAGAAAUUUACUACUUGUGAUAUCUCAGAUGGCCUCUUAAAUUUAUGUAAGAUGGAUGACGGAGGUUUUAUUCCCAACUUAAUAUUCCAAUCUUCAUUUCCUGAUAGUAUUUCAAAAGAUAAAGCCAAUAUAAUGAUUGGAAAGGCAUAUACAGUAUUAUUUGCUCCUGUCGAUGAUCCAAGGGAAACAGUUAAUUACAUAGAUCAUAUCCCUGAGGGAUCUAUUGUCAUGAUUGCAUUGGAUAAGUCUUUGCAAUCACGGAAUGCUCCUUAUUCAAAGGUUACGAAUUCCCUCUAUGGAGGUUUGAUGUCAGCAAGAGCAAAAUAUUUGGGGGCUCAUGGUACUGUUGUGUUUGGUAACAUUCGUGAUGUCCAGGAACAUAGUGAUUUAAAUUUUCCAAUAUUUAGUUACGGUACUGGUAGUUGUGCGGCUAAUAAAGUUGUCAAACCUGUCGCUUGUAAUGUACCACUAGAGAUUUUAAUUACGAACCCCGGUCCAACUACUAUUACCGUAUCUCCGGGAGAGAUAAUUAUGGGAGACGUUAAUGGGGUUGUUCACAUACCUUAUUCUAUUAGUUCGAACGAAAUCUCUUUAAAAAGUUUAGUUAAUUAUAUAGAAAAAUCAAUUGAAGCUGAUGAGAUUAUUAAACAAGAAAUCUUAAAAGGUAGUUCAGCAAAGGAAGCAAUGGCAAGAAAUCGGAAAAUUUUAAAAGAAUUGAUAUAA